UCUCUCUCUCUCUCUCUCUCUCUCUCUCUCUCUCUCCACAGUUCUCUCCAGCCGGGGACCUGAUCUUCGAGGUGUACCUGGAAAAGAAAGAGCCGGAGAACUGCUGUUUAAUCAAGGUCUCCCCCAGCAUGCGGUCCACGGAGCUUGCAGAAACCGCGCUGAGCAUGAGGAACGUCACCUUUGGUGCCGAUGACUCCUGGACCACGUUUGAAGUCAUUGAGAAUGGAGAGUUAGAGCGGCCGUUGCACCACAAUGAGAAGAUUCUUGAACAGGUGCUGGAGUGGAGCACUCUGGACUGCCCUCGGUCGGCCUUUCUUGUUAUAAAGAAGUUCACCGGGGCCAACAGAGUGUCCGAUGGGAAAGACGAAGGACAGUUGGUGAAAGGAGACUAUCUGAAGUUCAGCGAUGGAUCCUCCAAACUGCUGUCGGGGCACAAAUUCCAGGAUAAAUAUGUCGUUCUACGCGCCGACAAGCUGCUGCUCUACAGAGAUAUCAAAAGCACUAAAGCAGAGAAAGUAAUCCAGCUCCGCUCUGUGAAAUGUUACCUUGGCCUGAAGAGAAAGCUAAAACCUCCAACCAGCUGGGGCUUCACAGUCUACACUGAUAAACAACAAUGGCAUUUCUGCUGCGAGACGAGGGAGGCGCAGGUCAGCUGGGUGGCCGACGUCGUCAGGAUAACGGCGGGUAACUCAAAAGAGGCGGCGUAUCUCAAACCCUUCAAAGGCGGAGCGGUGACCGACGGCCAGAAGAUCACACACAGCCACAACACCAGCAAACAGCUGACAGACAACAGGAUGUCUCUAGUCGAUGGCAACCCAAGGUCCACCACUCUUCCCCACAGGACAAACAUCACAGCCAACUUCGCCAAUCACAAAGACUUGCUCAAGGCCCCAGAAGUCCUGCACAGAAGAACCUCUGUGGAUGCCGGCCAGCCUCGACGCCUCGCGUCCCCGUCCUCGUCCAGACACUCGCAGCCCCUGGCUUUGCCUGUCCCCCCCCAGAGUGGCUGCAAGACCCUCGGCAGGAGACCUGCUCAGGGCGGGGAGAGCAUGAUGCCUCCUAAUCUGCUGAACGAACUUAACACGGUGCUGAGCAAGACGAGUCGCAGCGCCAAGAGCAAUGAAUGACAGGAAGUCGGGAGAAAGAGAGGUACAGAGAAUGGUGAGACAAACAUUCCAGGGCUGAGUACAGAUGAGACGGAGGAAAGAACACGCCAUGCAGAUGGAACCAAAGUAAGUUGCAUUCAUGACUGCUUCUGAACUUGGAUAUCGGGGGGGGGGGGAUGCCGACACACAAGGGGAAGUGGAAAACAGGUGCAGAAGACAUUGGAGGUCAUGCAGACCUCAGCUGGACAUGGCGCUGACCCAAGCACUACAAAGUGUGAUUUAUAUGCCGCUCUUCUAAAACCCAGAGAAUGCUACCGUACGUACGCCGGACUGUCAAAGCCCAGACGUUUCCAGAAAUACUCCAAAGUGCUUGCUUCAUGCGUUCACGUCUGCCGUUACUCUGAAAAUGCUGUUUUGACUACUGAAAAAAACAUUGUAAUUAUUUUAAACCUUAUAAAGGUGAAGUUUAUCUUUUUUACAAGCACUUUGGCUGCAGAAGCUAUAGAUAGCAUUCCCUAUGUUCAGAAUUCUAAAUAGCUAAUAGGCAUGGUAUGCAACAGCUGUUCGUGGUGGGCAAUCUCCAGUAUUAUUUGUAAUUAUAUUUUUUUGUAUUGCUACCUAGCAGUGUUUUUAAGCACCAAUUUAAACUGUGCACCGGCUGCCACCAAAUGUCAUUUUAAUGCGGCGUAUAAAUAUCGGCUCCUAAACGUGCUGAAACAUGCUACUUUACCUGACAUGUUAGUGCAUGUUUCACCUCAAUGUUCAGUGUUUUUGUACAAUGACAGAAUAAUUAACGCCGACCGUUGAGCUAACAUCCCUCAGCGUCGGCUUGUUUUACAUGUUUAUUGGAGAAAAUAAAUGGGAAAAAACACCUCAAAAUAUUAACAAAAUCAUUGGAAUAGCGUUUCUGGAAGAUUUACAGAAGUUUAGAUUUCUUGUUAUUGUUAAGUUUGACACAUUAAAAUGCUCUGAGUUCCACAGAAUUGUUUGUUUUUUUUACAACAUUUAACAUUACUUUUAUUCAAAUUGUCAUUUAAACACAAGUACAUACAUGAAAGUUGACUUCUGCAUUUGGAGCAUCUUAGGGUUCGAGCGUCUCGCCCCAAGGACACUUCACCAUGCAGACGGGAGGAGCUGGGGAUCGAACCACCGACCCUGUCGGUAAAGGAUGAGCCACUCUUCCUGCCCACCUGUUGAACUGAUGAAACAAUCACUUUAAGACUCCAGUCUGCAGAAACACCGUCGAAUAGCCACAAAUAAUAACACCCGUCAAGUUGUGUCGUAUUCUCAACCAGCAGCAGGCCUUGAGAGAUGAGUUCACCUGAACACAAGUACAGUUCUGAUCAGAUUAGCAUCUUAAAAUAUUAGAUUUUUCCUUUGGUUUCUGUUCAGGUGUUCAGGUACUCAGUUGGCCGAUCAUGCUUUUAUACACAGUAUUUCUGAUAGACUCUCACUCGUCCUGGUGAUGAAUUGAGGACAAAUACUGUGCUCUGUACGUUUCUUUCUUUCAUUGCCAAAAGCUCUGGCUCAGAAUGUUUCCUGUGUUCCCACAGACGUGCAGAUGGUGGGAACAAUGGCGAUGGUAUAGGUGUGCGAGUGUGUAUCAGAAAGACAGAGAGAGAGAGAGAGAUACACACACAGGAAAUUGCUUUUUUCGAGAAAUUGCCCUUUUUUUGUACUUUGAUUGCACAGCAAUGAAACUACAAAUACAGCCAGAUCCAUCAGAUAAUUACAGUUGGGUACAAAAUAAAAUACCGCAUGAAGUAAAGCCAUCAAGAUAAUGUGAGAAUGAAAGCGUCAGUGUUCAAAGAUAAUUACCGUCAUUGCUUUCAGGUUUAUUAUACAUCGUGAUUGGAAUUUGUUUCCUGUUCACUUACAAAGAGCUCUUUAUCUGUUUUAUUUCUAUUUUAAUAUUGCAUCUGCUCUCUGAGGUUUGUAUACUACGGUCGUUUGACCGUUUGUUACCGGGUAAAUCUGCACAGUAUCGAUGGGGAUUCUAUUGUCCAUUAGAUGGAUGUCUUUCUGUGCACUCUGUUGUGUUCUCUGGAAGCAACUUAAGCCCCGUUGUGGAUUUAAACACGGGGAAAAAAAACCAAUCUUCCAUUUGACUUAUUUAUAUAUAACUAGAGCAUCAUUUUAUUCAUAGAUUUCAUUAAAUUCUGCAUUUUUCUCCAGUGAAAUGUGAGAAUAAACUCACCAUUUGAAGUCGCACGCCUUUUGUUGAA
Molecule: messenger RNA, 3331 nt
Organism: Anarrhichthys ocellatus (wolf-eel)
Lineage: Eukaryota; Metazoa; Chordata; Actinopteri; Perciformes; Anarhichadidae
Product: arf-GAP with Rho-GAP domain, ANK repeat and PH domain-containing protein 2-like
Exons: 9
Coding region: 129-1127 (332 amino acids)
Biological process (GO): signal transduction
Cellular component (GO): cytoplasm
Molecular function (GO): phosphatidylinositol-3,4,5-trisphosphate binding; GTPase activator activity
Source: RefSeq, a predicted model, not a curated record